UAUCGUCCUCGCGUCGGCGAGCGACUUGGUGGAAAGGCAGACCUCUGAUGCGCAGUUUGGUUUUGAGGCUCCUGAAAACGUUCGAGUUGGCGAGCCAUUCCGAGUCAAAUUCUGCACUGGCACCUACUUCAAGACAUCCACGAAGAAGAUAUUCUUCACUUGGGGUCAAUCCAAUACUUCGGUGGCUUACCAUGUCAUUCUCGAAGAGCUAGAACCCAACUUGAAUAGCGGGUACUUGUUCAACACGACCGUGUUCUAUACCAACAACAAGUUGGAAGGUCCAUACUAUUUCGGUGUGCUAGAGGAGAUUAACGAUUACUACGUGUAUAACCUAAAUGGACCUUUCUUUGAUACCACGAACAUAGAACUACAAAUGGGUCUUUCUAUAAGGUCGCCGAAUAUCAGAGAAAAUCCCAAGGAUAACUAUAUAACAAGGAUUGUGCCAUUUGAUCACAGUGCGACCACAUCGCUUGUGGUGGUCGGCGUUGAAUGGGGCAGUCGAGAGCGCCUCGAACUUUUAGACUCGAAAAGUCGCCGACCAAUGAGGAAUUGGUUAUUUCGACACGGACUUGCCCGGAGUCCAUUCGAGGUCGAUGGGUGUUCGAUCUGGUCUAGAUUGGCGAGGCCGAUUACGGUACCGCUGCCCUCUCCUCGCUUCAACCCAACACCGCCGG
This is a messenger RNA of Acaulospora colombiana, 674 nucleotides long. Lineage: Eukaryota; Fungi; Glomeromycota; Glomeromycetes; Diversisporales; Acaulosporaceae. The record is from the annotation of a GenBank genome assembly.